Molecule: messenger RNA, 2658 nt
Organism: Rangifer tarandus platyrhynchus (Svalbard reindeer)
Lineage: Eukaryota; Metazoa; Chordata; Mammalia; Artiodactyla; Cervidae
Source: the annotation of a GenBank genome assembly
AUGCCAAGCCCAGCACUGCCCAUAGGCAGGGUGAAGGCAGGAGCCGUUUCCAGCAGGAUGGACACCAGGAGGGGCCUCCCGGACAUUGAGAGUCACAGGGACCUCCACAUAUGGAUCAUUGAGAACCUGCAGAUGGUGCCAGUCCCCGAGCUGGCUUACGGGAACUUCUUCGAGAAGCACUGCUAUGUCGUUCUGCACGUCCCCCAGAGCCUGAAGGCCACGCCGGGGGUGCCCAAAGACCUGCACUACUGGGUCGGCAAGAUGGCGGGAGUGGCGGCGCAGGGCGCGCCGGGCUCCUUCAUGCAGCACCUGAAGGAGGCGCUGGGGGGCGCCACCGUGCAGCACCGCGAGGUGCAAGGCCACGAGUCCGCCUGUUUUCGGAGCUACUUCCGCUCGGGAAUCAUCUACAGGAAGGGAGGCCUGGCCUCUGCCCUCAAGCACGUGGAGACCAACGUGUACAACAUCCAGAGACUUCUGCGCAUCCGAGGGGGGAAGCACCUGUCUGCCACCGAGGUGGAGCUCUCCUGGCACAGCUUCAACAAGAGUGACAUCUUCCUGCUGGACCUGGGGAGGAUAAUGAUCCAGUGGAAUGGGCCCAAGGCCAGUGCGGCCAGGAAGGCGCAGGGCCUGUUCCUGACCCACAGCCUCCGGGACAGGGAGCGUGGUGGUCGUGCACAGGUCAGCGUGGUGGAUGAUGAGGCUGAAGCCACUGACCUCAUGGAGAUCAUGGAAGCUGUGCUGGGCCGCAGAGUGGGCAACCUGCAUGACGCGAUGCCCAGCAAGAGGAUGAAUCAGCUGCAAAAGGCCAAUGUCCACCUCUACCAAGUCUGCCAGAAGAGCAAGGAUCUGGUGGUCCAAGAGUUGUCAACCUGCCCAUUGGCCCAAGAUCUACUUCAGGAGGAGAACUGCUACCUCCUGGAUCAGGGUGGCUUCAAGAUCUACGUGUGGCGGGGACGCCUGGCCAGCCUCCAGGAGAGAGGGGCUGCCUUCAAGAGGGCUCUGAGCUUCAUCCAGGCCAAGGGCUACCCGAGCCACACCAGCGUGGAGGUGAUGGACGACGGCGCUGAGUCGGCCGGGUUCAAGCAGCUCUUCCGAUCGUGGUCUGGGCCUCAGCGCAAGAACAGGAACCUUAGUGGGAUGGGUAAACUGCUGCAGGUGAAGCUAGACGUGGGCAAGCUGCACAGCCAGCCUGAGCUAGCCGCCCAGCUCAGGAUGGUGGACGACGCUUCUGGGAGCGUGCAGAUGUGGCGCAUCCAGGACUCAUGCAGGCAGCCCGUGGACCGCAAGCAUCAUGGACAGCUGUGCGCUGACGGCUGCUACCUUGUCCUGUAUACCUACCAGAAGAUGGGCCUUGGCCAGCACGUCCUGUACCUGUGGCAGGGCCUCCAGGCCACGGCGCACGAGAUCAGGGCCCUGAGGGGCAAUGCCGAGGAGCUGGGCCUGCGGUGCCGUGGGGCCCUGGUGCAGGAGCACGUGACCAUGGGCAGUGAGCCCCCCCACUUCCUCGCCAUCUUCCAGGGCCGGCUCGUGAUCUUCCAGGGGCACCGCGGGCACAGCAGGAAGGGGCAGCUGGCACCCUCCGUGAGCCUCUUCCACAUCCAAGGCACCAACAGCUACAACGCCCGGACCCUGGAGGUGCCAGCCCGUGCCUCAGCCCUCAACUCCAACGACGUCUUCCUGCUGGUGACAGCCAACCUCUGCUACCUCUGGUUUGGAAAGGGCUGCAGCGGUGACCAGCGUGAGACGGCGCGGGCCCUGGUCACCACCAUCUCCAGGGAAGACACGGAAAUGGUGCUGGAGGGUCAGGAGCCUCCCGCCUUCUGGGAGGCUCUGGGGGGCCGGGCGCCCUACCCCAGGAGCAGGAGGCCCCCCGAGGAUGUGUCCGACUUUCAGCCACGACUGUUUGAGUGCUCCUGCCAGAUGGGCCCCCUGGUCCUCACAGAAGUAGUGUUCUUCAGCCAAGAGGACCUGGACAAGUAUGACGUCAUGCUGCUGGACGCCUGGCAGGAGAUCUUCCUGUGGUUGGGGGCAGCUGCCAGUGAGUGGAAGCAGGAGGCUGUGGCCUGGGGCCAGGAGUAUCUGAAGACCCACCCGGCAGGGAGGAGCCUGGCCACACCCAUCGUAUUGGUCAAGCAGGGCCAAGAGCCUCCCACCUUCACUGGAUGGUUCUGCACCUGGGACCCCUACAAAUGGAGUUACACCCAGUCCUACGAAGAGGUGUUGGAGGGUGACCUGGGAGCAGUUUCUACCAUCUCUGAGAUAACAGCCGAGAUCGUCAACUUGCGGCUGUCCAGAUGGCCAGGCAAUGACAGGGCAGGCCUGUUGGCCCUGCGGGCCCUCAAGAGCUGCGAGGACAGCUCCGAGAGCGAGCUGGAGCUGGGCCCCCGAGCGGGCCCCGGCAGCCGGAGCACCGUCAGCAGCGCCAGCAGCAGCAGCUACCAGAGCAGCCCCCGAUCCCUGGGCAGCGGGGGCCUGCCCCGGGAACAGCUGAUGCACCAGGCUGCCAAGGACCUGCCGGAGGGCGUGGACCCGGCCCACAAGGAGGCCUAUCUCUCAGACUCUGAUUUCCAAGAUAUCUUUGGGAAGUCCAAGGAGGAGUUCUACAGCAUGGCCAAGUGGAGGCAGCAGGAGGAGAAGAAGCAGCUCGGCUUCUUCUGA